ACCCAAAUUAUUAUUUCAGUUUCUCUACAUGUUCAUUCUAAUCAUCUUGUAAAUGUGUCAUGUACUUCCACUAUAUAUUCUCCCCUGAUGCUCUAACGCUACCAGCGACACAUUCGCUAUAUCCAUCUCUCUCUGCAUCAUUCUCUUCUUUGAUAGUUGUAAUGCUAUUUUAAUGGCGUCUCUAUUUUCUUUAUUGUUCUUCUACGGCUGCAUUUCUUCCUCUAUCUUGUCUCUUGUAGUACUGCUACUUACAAAUUCAGUCACUGCCACUGCUUCUUCAAUCACCAAUUCAACCAGGCACCAUCAUAAGUGGGUCGGCCCCGUCGGCUACCGAGUGAUCACGGUGGAUAUUCUUGGGUUCGGGCAGUUCCAGUCGGUCCAAGACGCCGUUGAUUCCGUCCCAGAAAACAAUACAAUGAACGUACUUAUUCAAAUAAGUGCUGGAUAUUACGUAGAGAAAGUGAUGGUGCCGGUGACAAAACCGUACAUCACGUUUCAAGGUGCGGGGAGGGAAUCGACUGUGAUUGAGUGGCAUGAUCGAGCAUGUGAUCGUGGGCCCGAUGGCCAACAGUUGCGUACUUACCAAACUGCUUCUGUUACUGUUUUUGCUAAUUAUUUCUCCGCUAGGAAUAUUAGCUUCAAGAACACAGCACCGGCACCACUGCCAGGAAUGCACGGGUGGCAAGCGGCGGCGUUUAGGAUAUCAGGCGACAAGGCCUACUUCUCUGGCUGUGGAUUCUUUGGUGCACAAGAUACUCUUUGUGACGACGCAGGAAGGCAUUACUUCAAAGAGUGUUACAUUGAAGGGUCUAUAGAUUUCAUUUUCGGGAAUGGCCGCUCUAUGUACAAAGACUGCGAGCUACAUUCGAUAGCCACAAGAUUUGGAUCGAUAGCGGCACAUGACAGGAAGUCACCGGAGGAGAAGACGGGUUUUGCAUUUGUAAGAUGUAAGGUGACGGGAACAGGCCCACUUUACGUAGGUCGAGCCAUGGGCCAGUACUCCAGGAUCGUAUAUUCAUACAGUUACUUUGAUGACUUGGUUGCUCAUGGUGGCUGGGAUGACUGGGACCACAUCAGCAACAAAAACAAGACGGCGUUUUUUGGAGUGUACAAAUGUUGGGGACCAGGUGCAGCUAACGUGAGAGGAGUUUCAUGGGCCAGAGAGCUGGAUUUCGAGACGGCCCACCCAUUCAUAAGGAAAAGUUUUGUCAACGGCAGACACUGGAUUGCACCAUCUGAUGCUUAGACAAAACUCACAUUCAUGCUGCUCUUCUCCUCUUUUUUUUUUUUUUUUUAAAAAUCUAACUACAUUCAUUUGUUCUUUCAUAAAUUCAUUGUUAACUGCCCAUUUCAUUAAUUUGUUUAUUCUUUGAGAUGUACUGCAUCUGCAUGUAAUAUAUAGAAAUAAAUAAACUGCCAUGUACCAAUUUAUCUUGAAUUAUCAAUGAAGGCAAGGGAUUGUUUAUUAUGUAAA
Molecule: messenger RNA, 1474 nt
Organism: Mangifera indica (mango)
Lineage: Eukaryota; Viridiplantae; Streptophyta; Magnoliopsida; Sapindales; Anacardiaceae
Product: probable pectinesterase 68
Exons: 5
Coding region: 173-1246 (357 amino acids)
Biological process (GO): cell wall modification
Molecular function (GO): pectinesterase activity
Source: RefSeq, a predicted model, not a curated record